AGAGCACAUACAUGAACCAUUUCUUUGCAUUGGAAAAGAGACAGAUAUAAGGAGAGGCGCAUCUACUGGCCCGGCCCAGAAGACCAAGGCUCGAAUGUGUAGCAGAUCGAAUCUCGAGGAUUUGGCUGCUCUCCUACUCCAACAGCAUUAACGUGACCAAGUGAUUCUCUCUACCUCCUUUUCAUCCGCGGUAUCGAUAAACUGAAUGGUUGUGUGUUCCGCCAAAAUGCAUUUUUCGUAAAUUUUAUAAGAACUUAAUGGUAAUUAUUAAAAUUGUGCAAAAGAGUGCUUUAAUUGAAUCUGAUUGCGCGAAUCAAAAUGUGCAUCAAAAUGGGUCGCGAUAAAAGGCUGCCAGCUGAGAUCAUCGGCACAGGAGUUAGUACUAGAUGCCCAAAUGGUAUUAAAUACACAGCGCGGGAAAUCAAACGAUAUUCGGAGAGUUAAUGGCAAGAGAGAGCCGAUCAAAAUUGUUACUCCAAUGCCACGCUAUAAAUAGAAUGGAAAGCACCCACACAGCAACGCCACCGUGUGUGUGUGGCGAGAGCGAUAGCCAAAGAGAAGAUUCUCUCUCGCAUAACACGCUCCCCAAACAGGUUUUGAGCAAGAGAAAGAGAGAGACGACUACAAUUCGAUUUCGACACACUUUUUUCCUGCUCCCGCAACAGUUUUUUGCGCCACUCCACACGAUCCGGAGCUGUUUUGGUGUUUGGUGCCUGUUUGUGUGCCUAAAAACCUGCAGCAGAUUUGUGGAAACCGAAAUCCAACGGUCCCGCGCCAGCAACCAAGUGCACAAUUAUUGAUGUCAACAGACAGCAGCGGGAGAGUCGCAGCCUGCAAAAAGAGAGAGAGAGGAAGAGCGAGCGAGAUUACACUCACUGCGCAAAAGAAACAACGUAUCUGUAUGUGUGAGCAGUAUAUAUAGAAAUGUACUCUGACGAUGACGGCAAACAGUUUGAAGACGGCGGUGGGCAACUGCGCAUAAGAAACGUUUUGACUCUGGAGGAGCGAGUGGCGGUCAUUCGACAGUACGACAUCUUGCCUAUGUACAGCAAGAUAGCCAAGAACUUCAACUGCAGCUGGGAGCAGAUCAAAAGCAUCGUGUCCAAUCGGGAGGCUAUCAUGGAGUUCUACGAGGCCUCGCGCCGCCAUAACGAUCUGCCAAACGAGGAGUUGCGCAGGCGCAAGCUCAACUUCCUGGGCCACUGCCUGUACGAGUACAUACAAAGAGCCCAGUACUAUCUGCAUGCCGACAUUAACGAGGAGCUGAUCCGCAACCAGGCCGUGGAGUUUCGGGAUCUCAUGCAGAUCGAGGGCUUCAGGCCAACCAAACCGUGGAUCAAUCACUUUAAGGCUGCCUACAAUAUCACGCUUUCGAAUCGACAAAUCACUAUGACGCGUAAGCCACCGCGCUCCUUGGACCUCAGCGAUAUCAUGUCCUACUGCGGCCGGCACACGUCCAUGUCCCCAGCAGCUUCUCCAACUACGAGCAAUGAAGCACAUUUGGCUUCAGCACGCUCCCUGUACCGCACCAAGACCCUUGUGGCCGCCUCUAGUCAGAACCAGGCCACCCUGGUGGAGGUUCAGCAACGUCGCAAGCGAAAGAUUAACUUUCUGGAGAAGGCUCUGUACGAGUACAUCGAACGCUCACAGAUUCAUCAAAAAGGACGGCUCGAUCUGGACAACCUGCGGACUGUGGCCAUUAGUCUGCGCGACAUACUGAAGAUUGAGAAUUUCUUUCCCGACAAGAUGUGGUUCAACCACUUCAAAAGCCACUACAACUUUAGCUUCUCCCAAGGCGUCACCCUGACCCAACGGAGAGUGCCCUUAUCCCUGGACCUGCGUGACAUCGUCAGCUACUGCGGCCGGAACGAGCAUCGCUUUGCGGCGCAGGAGCGGUCUAUUGCAAAUGAAAGUGGUGAUGUUGAUGAGCAGUCUAUUAUCCAUCUGCCGAAGUUGGUUCCAAAGACGGAUACGGACAAAGCGACAGCAAAUGAAAGUUGUGAUGUCGAUGAAGAUGAAGAUGAAGAUGAUGACUGCAUCGCCAUUGAGGUGCAACCCGAACUGAUAGAAAUCAACGACGAUGAAGAUGAACCCGAGAAAGCCACGCCCCCAUCAAAACAAAAGAGGUUACACUCUUUGGACGAGGUCGCUCCACUGAAGAUACAGAAAAUUGAGUCCAUCCACAGCUCUACAGGUGCUGAACUAGAUGCUGCUCCUGGUCCAGGCCACUACUCUGAGACAAGCAACGAGGCAGAGGCACGACUGCCUCGUUGUGUGGAGAACUAUCAGGAUGCAUUACGUCUACUGAAGCCCCUGGAGGACUUUGCUCUCAUGGAGGAGAACUAUCGUGCCAUUGGCCUGCUUACCCAGCUGGAGCAGAUCUUUAAGGCCAAAACCUGAUCAGGCAAUAGUUAGAAGUUCAGGAAUCAGUGGAAAGAAAUUUAAAAAAAAACACCUGGCUAAAAAUGUACCAAAUAUACCUGAAGCUGAAUAUACGAAUGUACAUAUGCUUAUCGUAGAAUCGAGGCGGACUCGAAAACUUAGUUCCAUUUAGACAUCUCAUUGGAAAAAUACUGUAAUCCACUUUAAAAAAUUACUUUUAAAGUUGUAAAAACUAUAAAAUGAAUACUAAUUGAUUAACAGUUUUUGUAAAUUAAACGAGCGGGAACGACA
Messenger RNA from Drosophila persimilis, 2673 nucleotides. RefSeq lists its product as uncharacterized. The coding region runs from base 925 to 2400 and encodes 491 amino acids. The record is from RefSeq and is a predicted model, not a curated record. Lineage: Eukaryota; Metazoa; Arthropoda; Insecta; Diptera; Drosophilidae. Gene Ontology annotation, molecular function: DNA binding. The transcript is spliced from 5 exons.